Molecule: messenger RNA, 1479 nt
Organism: Ipomoea nil (Japanese morning glory)
Lineage: Eukaryota; Viridiplantae; Streptophyta; Magnoliopsida; Solanales; Convolvulaceae
Product: KH domain-containing protein At3g08620-like
Exons: 7
Coding region: 230-1066 (278 amino acids)
Biological process (GO): regulation of mRNA splicing, via spliceosome
Cellular component (GO): nucleus
Molecular function (GO): mRNA binding
Source: RefSeq, a predicted model, not a curated record
UCCAACUCACUCUUUACUGCUGCUGCUACUACUACUAAAAUAAGCCCAUUCAAUUGUACAGUCUCUCUCAUUUCUCUCUCAAGGGUUUCCCGUUUUACUGCACAGUCGGUUCUUUGUUUUCGUUUUUUCUUCUUCUUCUUCUUCUUCUUCUUCUUUCUCCCCCUCCACAACAGUAACGCUUGCUUGCUUUUGGCCUCUCAAUUCACGCCUCCGCCGCAGAUUCAAAUUCAUGUCUAAUCUAUACCAUCAGAACGUGAAUUUCUCUCCUGCCAGAGCUGUUUCCCCGCAUAUUGAUAGUCAGUACUUGACAGAGCUUUUAGCAGAGCGGCAGAAGCUUGGGCCCUUCACGCAAGUUCUUCCCGUAUGCAGUCGACUAUUGAAUCAAGAAAUUUUGAGAGUUUCUGGGAUGAUCCCCAACCAAGGAUUUAAUGACUUCGAUCGAUUGCACCGUGGAAGCCCGAGACCUAUGGCGUCUCUUGACAUGAUGCAGGAUAUUGGAGGGAAAGGUUUAGGUGGCUGGAACAGCCUUCAACAGGAGCAGAGACUCAGUGGACCACAAGGAAUGCCUAUUGAUUGGCAAGCAGCAUCAGGAAGCCCAAGUUCGUUAAUUGCAAAGAGGGUCUUGCGCUUGGAUAUACCAGUUGAUAGAUAUCCAAAUUACAACUUUGUUGGCAGACUUUUAGGCCCUCGUGGUAAUUCUUUGAAGCGAGUGGAGGCUUCUACUGGGUGCCGUGUAUUUAUUAGAGGAAAGGGCUCAAUAAAAGACCCUGACAAGGAGGAGAGCCUAAGGGGGCGGCCAGGCUAUGAGCACCUAAAUGAUCCCCUUCAUGUUUUGGUUGAGGCAGAGCUACCGAUCAAUAUUGUUGAUUCACAGCUGAAACAAGCGAGGGAAAUUAUUGAAGAACUGCUCAAACCUGUGGAUGAGUCGCAGGACUUGUACAAGAGACAACAGCUUAGGGAGCUUGCUUUGCUGAACAACAGUUUCAGAGAAGAGAGCCCCCAACCAAGGGGCAGUUUAUCUCCUUUUGGGUCCACAGGAAUGAAGCGUGCUAAAACUGGUUGGUGACCCUCAACUUUCUCCUCAACAGGACCUUCUGUCAUUGCUGAUAAACAACUUCCAUGCUUUUAGAUGCAUGAUAUGAUGACAGUGGCAACAAGUAAUCUACCAUCCUGGGUGCCUGCGGGGCUUUGUCGUGGAAAUAUGUUCGUCCUCCUCUAUAUACCAACUGGCCAUGACCUCUCUUACUGAUUUGUUGACAGUAGUAGUUUGCAGUUGCUAAGCGUAGAAUGAUUAUUUGAUUUGUUUGUUCUUGACCUAUAGUUGAUAACUGUGGUUGGUUUGCUAUUAUUCUUUUUCUUUUUCUUUUUCUUUUUAAGUGUAAUUUAUUCUGUCAUAUGUCAAAAAUAAGUUGGAUGUUAUGAAGCUUAUGGUGAAGGUUUUACUCAUAAGGUUGGUGCAGUGGUGCUUUAUGUCAUAAA